Molecule: messenger RNA, 4892 nt
Organism: Saccostrea cuccullata (small rock oyster)
Lineage: Eukaryota; Metazoa; Mollusca; Bivalvia; Ostreida; Ostreidae
Product: F-box and WD repeat domain containing protein 10B-like
Exons: 10
Coding region: 380-4141 (1253 amino acids)
Molecular function (GO): protein binding
Source: RefSeq, a predicted model, not a curated record
CACAUUUUCGUCACCUUGGGGAUGUAGACGAUUGAUUAGAUCUUUGAAUCGCCGGUAUUUACAAUAUCAUGACUGAAUAUUAAUGAGUGGGUCCUGGACAAUUGUUUGUCAAACGUAUCAGACCUUGUUACCGUCAAGUUGAUCUUAAUUUAUGAUUUAUCACUUUUUGUCUUUGAUUGAGUGUUAACCAAACUUUUCAAACUACUGAACUAUUUAGGAACAAGUUUUACAGACUUGUUUGUGUCGCGUUUUCACACCUCGGAUGAUUGGAUGUAAACACAAUAAUACAGCAUGCUGUAUGAGGGGAUAAUCCCAUUGAUUGGUUUGGGAAAUCUAGGUUAUCAGCAGACAAUGAUCCUUUGACUCAGAGAACACCAGCAUGUUAGAGGUCUGUAACUACUCCCAGGGGAUGGACACCUUGUCAAAUCCGGUCAACAACAACAGCAUGAAGCACCCCAGUGCUAACCUGGAGGUGUUCGAGUUUAACAUUGGUAAGGCCCAGAGCCUGCGGUGUGCCAGCAGCGCCACGGCCAUCAGCUGCGGGGAGUGUGAAACGUGUCUCCUGAGUGACCGCAUGAAGAACGCCAAGGAGUUCUUCCCUAAACUGGGAAGUCACUCCAAGAAGCGGUUCAUGCUUGGACUGAUGCGUCGAUUUCACAGUGUUGAUUUGUUACACCAGAUGGUCAGUUUACUGCAGCCAUUGUCCUGUAAGGACUUCACGUAUUCCCGGAGUCGAGCGGCGCCGAGUCUGGACACAGAUAUGACAACCUUUAGCUCUGAUCGUGCCAUGGACUUGAUGGAAGUGGAACAAUUCAUUACUGGGACAUGGAUGUGGUUCCAGAAAGCUAACUAUUGGACAAAAGCUAACUUUGCUUUAUCCUUGCUUCAGUUGUGUGAGAUUUCCCUGCUGCAUACCCUCAGUUCUCAGGCACGGACCCUCCUCAUCUCAGAGGAAAAGGCCACCACCGUCACCCCAGAAGAGGACUACGUGGAGACAGCCUCUAUUCCGGAGUCGGAGUAUUCCUUCCACAGCGAGGAACACGCUGAUCUCCAGGUGCUUUCUAUUGUAUCCCCACACUACGGCAAGCCCAAACUCCACCCCAUCACGGGGGACAAACUCCUCCUCGAUGACGUCAUCGAAAAUGACGACAGUGGCACUGACAGCGAAUCCGAGCUGUCGUCUGUGGACCCCGCGUGCAUGGUCAUCCCCACGUCUUCCAAGGCUUUCUCUGGUGUUGCGCGCCACAAAGACUUUAUCCGCAGUCUUCCCGUGCAUCUUGCUAAGUACAUUCUUAAGUUACUGGACAAAACGUCGCUUAGUCACGCGCUCUUGGUCAGUCAGAACUGGAGGGCCCUGGUGUUGGAAGUUCACGAUGAGGAGCGGAUCAACCAACUCUUAGAGGAGGAUGUAAUGUUGAUGCAGGGUGCGGCGGCACAAGGGGUGAACCACCAAUACGCCAAGGACAUCGACGUGCCUGUCCCUAACCUGUUCCCGGGGACCCGGACCGUGAAACUUACAGAUGAUGAGGUCAUCAGCCCCACCUAUCUCCAGGAGGUCAACUUCACUAACGCCUACAGCGGCGUGUCCACACGUAACGUAAUCAUGGAGGAACGCAACGUUUACUGCGGGACCUACAACGUCAUGGUUCUCUCUAUGGUUGAAGAUCAUCAUCGCGUGAUACACACAGACGGGGGGCAGAACAUCGCCAUAGGAUCUAAAGACCGGAAGAUCCGGUUCAUUGAUAGAGAUAGCGGAAAUGAGCUGCCUCUCGUCAUAUCCGGUCAUGCCGGAAGUAUUAGGUGUGUCCAUAUUUGCACUGAGCGGGGAAUCGUUCUUAGCGGCAGUUAUGAUACCAGCAUCAGGAUGUGGAGCGUGGAGACGGGCACCUGUAAGAAGAUUUUCCGCGGACAUCGGGACACAAUCCUCACCAUACUGGUCCUGGACGACUACCUAGCAUCCGGGUCAAAAGACAAUUCCUGUAAAAUUUGGAACAUGCAGACGGGUAAAUGUCAGAGGACCUUCAAACACAAGGCGCCGGUGUGGGCGGUGGCAGUCAGUCAGGAGCUGUGUAUCACAGGGUGCGAACAGGGGAAGGUCAAGGUGUGGGACAUCAAGUCAGGGGAUCUCAUUAAGGUGCUAGCAAGACAUCAUGCUCAAAUAACUUCAAUCAAGUUUGACCGGUGGCACAUCAUCACCGGAAGUAAGGAUGGGUAUGCACUGGUCUGGAGUUCUCAGGGAGAACACGCGCGGUGUCUAAACGCGCUCAGGCAUCCCAAGCCAGUGUUAUGUCUGGAGUUCCAGUACCUACGCGUCAUCACUGGAUCCGCCGACGGACGUUUACGGAUAUGGAACAUGAUAAGUGGACAGUGUUGUCGUAUCAUGCGCGGAAACAGUGCCAGUGAUCCAAUCCAGUCAAUAAUUGCCAUAGAUGACAGAAUAACACUUAACACAAGUAAGAACCUGAUCGAGUUGAGGUUUGAGUCUGUAACAUGGGACUACACACUGGAGAACGACAAAAUCCCGUCAGCUGUCAAGUAUAGUUCCUACUCUGACGCACCCAUACGUCCGCAGCCCUAUCCCUACAUCCGGGCACAAAGGAUGAAGCGCGCAGGCGCCAGUAACACCAAAAUUAUCCACCAUGAUCCGAAGAAGCGUGAGAUCCGCCCGCCAAACAUCCUUCAGAUGAAUCUGUACGCCAAACAAAUUCCACACAGUGCGAAAUGUCUCAGCCAGAAGAGCCUGGAGAGCGCCCGAUUCAUACAGAGCGCUGCGCCGGAGUCGGGAUAUGAAAGUGGACCAUCCCCGCCCGCCCUGGAUCAUCGACCUAGUUCAGACAAACAGACGGUUUCUUCCAACAAGUCUUUCCCUACCAAGCCAUUAACGUCAAAACCGCCGCGACCCAGCACGUUCAAAUCCGCGACAUCCAUACAAAGUGUCGUCAUCGCCGAUCCUUUAUGUAAACAUUACGACGAUGAUGACGACGACGACGUACACGCCCCGGUGCUCAUGAAGAGGAGAGUAUCAUGGGCUUUUGAUCAAUCUAUUUUUCCUAAAACUAAAGACAUUUCUCUCUCAGAGACAAAGGCUCUGCUGCGGUCGCAAAUGCGAAUGAAAGCGGAGAGUGUAGUACCCCCUGAUUUUAUAUAUUUAACUGUAAAUGCAAUACAAAAUUCAAUGCAAAGUUCAGAAACGACGAACAACACAAAAAAGAAUAUUCGUGCCAUGGUGUCAGGACUGGAUGGAUUCAAGCGUCCGUCCUCAUCUCCUAGUAAGAUUGACCCCAGGACAAAAGUGCCAGUAGACGAACUCGGACUAGAAAAAUUCCACCCCAAAUCAGUAGAAGCCGAGUCACUAUCAGAGUUCUCCGACACGAAGUCCUUCAAAUCACUGAAAUCGUCCAAGGCUAAAGAAUCGGAUCAAGCCCCCGGUCCUAAUCGAGAGCGGUACGCCACUCCUUGUGAAAUCAAGCCCACCAAGACAAAAAUAAGGAUGAGUCUCCACCCAAAGAAGGUGAAGACCACGGUACCUGUCGGCCGAUCCAUCAGACCGGUGUCAGCGGCCGCUCACAGACAGGACGCGGUGGAAGUGGACAUGACGGGACGUCCGGUGACGGCGCCGACCAUCAGACGACCGGAUACCGCCAUCAGUGACGUCCCCUCCACCAUCGCUUCCGCUCUCCCGGGGGUCGUGCCUCAACACAAGAAACAGCCCGCGGGGAUAUCUUCCUCAAUGCACGAUGUUAACUUAGUGCCAAUGAAAAUGUAUCCAAAAGACAUGAAGGAGAAAUUAAGUGCCUUGAUUCAGGAGAAGCGUCGUGCUAAAUCGGAGACAGUGCUGAGGUCGGCCAGUGAUACCGCCAUCGGCAAAGUCAGCCAGUAUAACGACCCGAUGAGGAGCCACGUCAAGUUUGAACUACGGACCUACGAACAAGAAAAGGAGUUCAUCAAUAAUAUUGAACAAAUGUACAUAGAAAAGCAACAAAAUGACGAAGAAAUGUUGGAAAAGAAGAAACGAGCUGCGUGGUUAGCUAAGGCUAGUUCCCGACCCAGCACUGUUUACCCUAGUCAGCGAUCUGGUGGGGCACCGGGCUCAGCCGCCGUCAGACCCAACACGGUACACGGCAGCAAGCCCAACAGAUGAAGCGCUGUCGGAAGUGACGUCAUAAUCAUCAUCAAGGCUGUGAAACAGCCAAUCAGAGAUUGAAUGAAGAUGCCCUCUAUCAGACUAAAUCGAACGGGAAUCUACAUGACUUCCGAGAAAAAAAAUAAUGGUUGUGAAUUCGCUCUUUGUACACAUUGUGUAUGUUUUUUUAAUUGCCUGUGAUAAGUAUUACUUCAUAGAUUUAUUUUUUUAUACAACUGUGCCUUGACUGAGGACAGACUAUCUGCACAUGUUGCUGACUUUAUCGUAAGAACUAAGAUGUCUUACCUGCUUUUUGUUAUAUUUUGACGUCUUUUGUGUAAUUGUGUGGCGCAAUUGCGUAGAAUUACCACUAUAAUGAUUUCAGUUUAGAUGAAUACUUGUGUGAUUCGAACAGAUCUGUGUGUUUUUGACAAUUCAUCUGAAUGGUGUAAGGAAUGGUUGAAUGAUUGUAUAUAUAUAUAUUGAAUUAAAUGGAUGUUGACGCAUUUUACACUCGUGCUACAUUUUGCAAAUUUGUUGUAUGUGCACAAAUACCGAAUGAUCGUAAAAUAGUUUAGAUUUUUUUUACAGUAUUGCCAAGUUCCUGCUCAAUAUUAGGGGGUCAUCAGUACAUGUAGCCACAUAGCGGCACACUUUACAGGGUCUACCCAGUGCCUAAAUCUGAGUUUCACCGACACUCGAGCUGUGAUAUAUGUCAAUAGUAUUAUUUAUAUUCUGUUUUAUACUAAUAAAUGGUUCUAACAGAAAA